AUGUCAGAGGACUCGUAUCCAGCAUCCAAAUCACCUAAGCCAUCUGUCUUGGAAGUAUUAGCAGCCGAUGUUAUGGGUCCAUUCCGUGAAGCAUCUAGAGAUGGGUCUAUUUACUACUUGGCUGUCCUAGAUAUUGGUAGCCACUAUGGUUGGAUUAUUCCAUUGAAGAAAAGGGCAGAUGCUACUCGUCGCAUUGCAGAUCUCAUUCGCCUCCUAGAGACUCAAUAUAGUGACCGUAAAAUUAAGGGCCUACAGACCGAUAAUGCUCCUGAAUUCACCGGUAAAGCCAUGCAGGAAUUCUUACGUAGUCGAGGGAUCAUCCAUCGACACACUAUGGCAUACUCGCACGCGCAAAAUGGUGCCAUAGAACGAUACAACCGCACUAUCCAAGAACAUAGUAAAACAAUGUUGGAUGCUGCAAAUUUGGAUUCUCGUUUUUGGGUUGAUGGUAUGCUCACGGCUGUCUAUUUGGAAAACCGGACUACAACCAGUGCUCUCAAAGCUCAUAUAACACCAUACGAAGCUCUCAACGGCAAGGCUCCAACUUAUGAUAAUCUUCGUAUCUUUGGGUGUGAUGCCAUCUGCCACGAUCCAACACAGCUCGAUAAACAGAAUCCACGAGCCAUAGAUGCUGUCUUUAUUGGCUACGAACCUACUCCAUUUGAAUCAAUUAGAGGCUGGCGUUUCUGGGAUUUAGAUUCACAAAAGGUUUUUUAUUCACGAAAUGUGAUUUUCUUGGAAGAAUCUAAUGAUACCAUGCCAACACCUACAUUGGCGAUCGUAGCAGGUAUGGAUGAAUCUGGUAAAUCAAGUGUAUCUCCGGCAUCAAGUCCAUUGGCUGCGAAAAACACUGAUAAUCAGCUCUCGACGAGAUCAGACUUUAUGGAAUUCCUCGAUGAAUCAGCAUCCGACACCGAUAAAAUUCCACUUCCUUAUCGCGCUCCAUCUCUUCAACUGGUUUUGAGAGCUUUAGCAAGGAAUCCUGGCCAGCAACGUCGUGUAGAAGUCCGAACACCUUCUCCAGAGUACGAAGAUGUUAAUAGUAACCAUGAUGGUGAUCGAGACGACGCCUCUCCUGAGCCAGAUCCUGCUCCCGCUCCAGGUUUUAAUGAAGACGAAGAGGAAAACCAACCUCGUCGUAGUCGUCGUGAGAAUGCUGGGAAGAUUAAACCAUGCUGUAUCGUCAAUGCUGCUACCCUUAAAGACGCGCCCAGUAACCAUACCAACAGUAUUAUCGUACCUCACUCCUAUAAAGCUGCCAUCAAGUCUGAUGAGGCUACAUCAUGGAUCAAUGCUAUGUCUGAAGAAGUAUCUGCACUGGUCGCAAAUGACACUUGGGAACUAGUAGAAGCUCCUCGCUCAGCACGCAUUCUUCCUGGCAAGUGGGUAUACACUCCCAAACCAGAUGAGUACGGUAUUGUCACUCGGUAUAAAGCUAGGUGGGUAGUCCAAGGAAAUCGUCAGAUUGACGGAGUCGACUUCACCGAGACGUUUGCUCCAACAUCUCACCUUCCAACACUCCGAAUUCUUAUCUCGUUGAUUGCUGCUCAUGGCUGGCAUUCUAGCACUUUGGACAUUACUACUGCUUUCUUAAAUGGUGAAAUAUCUGAAGAGGUGUAUGUGCGUCAACCAACUGGGUUUGACGACGGGACUGAACGUGUCUGCCGUCUUCACAAAUCACUGUAUGGCCUUCGUCAAGCUCCUCGUGUAUGGUUUCAGCUGCUAUCCUCUUGGAUGUUGGAGCAUGGUCUUUUGCCGUCUAAUGGUGAUCCGUGUCUGUAUGUAGGCAAGUCUAGUCAUGGUCAAGAUAUCUAUGUCCUGGUACAUGUUGAUGACUUCUUGAUCGCAUCGUCUUCUGCAGAAGCAAUUGCUGAACUAGAGUCAUCCUUGGAGUCAUCGUUUCGUUUGAAGAAGGGAGGGGACCUUAAGAAUAAAAUCUACAUGUCUCAAGUCAAAUAUGUUGACGACAUUAUCGGGGCAUUUGGAAUGACUGAUUGUAAAGCCCAGCCGACACCUCUAGCACCAGGAUAUGAUACUCCACAACCAGACUCACCACCUUACUUAAUGACUGCUGUCUCAAUUCUGGCCAAGUACUCAUCUAAUCCUACCCAGUAUCAUUGGGCUGGUAUUAUCCAUGUCCUUAGCUAUGUAAAAGGUACUCGUGAAUACCGACUUAGUCUUGGUGGUGCUGAUCUGCUAGUUUACUCAGAUGCGGACUGGGCCAAAGACGUCAAAGAUAGAAUCUCUAGAUCUGGUGUCGUAACAUUGAUAGGGACUGGAGCC
Molecule: messenger RNA, 2283 nt
Organism: Synchytrium microbalum
Lineage: Eukaryota; Fungi; Chytridiomycota; Chytridiomycetes; Synchytriales; Synchytriaceae
Product: DNA-directed DNA polymerase
Exons: 3
Biological process (GO): DNA integration
Molecular function (GO): nucleic acid binding
Source: RefSeq, a predicted model, not a curated record